Molecule: messenger RNA, 2219 nt
Organism: Nicotiana attenuata
Lineage: Eukaryota; Viridiplantae; Streptophyta; Magnoliopsida; Solanales; Solanaceae
Product: nucleotide pyrophosphatase/phosphodiesterase-like
Exons: 12
Coding region: 131-2020 (629 amino acids)
Molecular function (GO): metal ion binding; acid phosphatase activity
Source: RefSeq, a predicted model, not a curated record
AUUAUUCAUGUGAUUCAAUCGUUUCCCUCUCCCUCUUUUUCUUGUACUAUAUGUCUAUAAAUUCUAAAUAUUCCACUCACCUAUUCCUGCCUCGCCUCCUCUCACAAAAGAAAGUGAAUUAGGGAGAAAAAUGAGGAACCAAUUCUACUUAUUACUUUGGCUGUUGGCUUUAAAUAGUACUAUUGUUUUAGCUGAUGAAGAAUAUAUUAGUUUGGGACGCCAUGAAGAUGACCUCAGCCAAGGGGAACAGCCAUUGUCAAGAGUUCAAAUACACAAAACUGUUCUUGCUCUACGUAAAUCUGCCUCCAUUAAAGUUGCUGGAUCUACUCUUCUCGGCUCUACGGGUGAAGAUGUUGAAUGGGUUACAGUAAACCUCAAGAAUGCAAAGCCCACAAAUGAUGACUGGGUUGGAGUAUUUUCUCCUGCAAAGUUCAAUGAAUCAAUUUGUGACCCAGUAACAAUUGAUGAACAACAAUUUGGUGCUCCAUUUUUAUGUACUGCCCCCUUAAAGUUCAAAUUUGCAAAUUACAACAAUGUCAAUUACACAAGGACUGGGAAAACUUCACUUAAGUUCCGGUUAAUUAACCAGCGUGGGGAUUUCUCAUUUGCCUUCUUCUCUGGCGGUUUGUCUAAUCCUAAGUUGAUAGCCAUCUCAAAUCACAUCGCGUUUGCCAAUCCGAAAGCGCCUCUUUAUCCGCGUCUUGCUCUUGGGAAGUCAUGGGAUAUAAUGACCGUUACCUGGACAAGUGGUUACAACAUAGACGAGGCUGUUCCAUUCGUCGAAUGGGGUUGGAAGGGCCAAGCUACACAACGCUCCCCAGCAGGGACACUGACAUUUCAUCGGAACAGCAUGUGUGGAACACCUGCUAGAAGUGUGGGAUGGCGCGAUCCUGGAUUCAUACAUACUAGUUUCCUGAAAGAUUUGUGGCCAAACAUGGUGUACACAUACAAGUUGGCUCACUUGUUAAACAAUGGCUCGAUUGUUUGGAGCAAGCAAUAUUCAUUUAAAUCUCCUCCAUUUCCGGGACAAGAGUCACUGCAACGCGUUGUGAUAUUUGGAGAUAUGGGGAAGCAAGAACGCGAUGGUUCGAAUGAGUAUGCUAAUUAUCAGCCUGGCUCACUUAUGACAACAGACACCCUUAUUAAGGACCUUGAUAACAUUGACAUAGUUUUCCUUAUUGGAGAUCUCCCCUACGCAAACGGCUAUAUCUCACAAUGGGACCAAUUUACAGCACAAGUGGAACCGAUAACAUCGAAAGUACCUUUCAUGAUUGCAAGUGGCAAUCAUGAAAGAACUUGGGAGAACAGCGGAUCAUUAUACACUGGUCUGGACUCAGGUGGAGAAUGUGGUGUACCAGCCGAAACAUUAUACUACGUUCCAGCAGAAAACAGAGCUAAGUUCUGGUAUGCAGCCGAUUAUGGCAUGUUCCACUUCUGCAUAGGAGACACUGAACAUGACUGGAGAGAGGGAUCUGAACAAUACAAGUUCCUUGAGGAAUGCUUUGCAUCAGCGAAUAGACACAAACAACCAUGGUUGAUUUUCUCCGCUCAUCGUGUUCUCGGUUACUCUUCCAAUGAUUGGUAUGCUAAGGAAGGCUCAUUUGAAGAGCCUAUGGGAAGGGAGCACUUACAAAAACUCUGGCAGAAAUAUAAGGUUGAUAUGGCAUUCUUUGGACAUGUCCAUAACUAUGAAAGAGUUUGCCCAAUUUAUCAGAAUCAAUGUGUGAACAAGGAGACGUCACACUACUCGGGCGUAGUGAAUGGAACAAUUCAUGUUGUUGUUGGUGGUGGAGGAAGCCAUUUGAAUCAAUUCACAACCAUUAACACCACAUGGAGUGUGUUCAAAGAUUAUGACUAUGGAUUUGUCAAACUUACAGCAUUUAACCAAUCUUCCCUUCUCUUUGAGUACAAGAAGAGCAGAGAUGGUAAGGUGUAUGAUUCUUUUACAGUCUCAAGAGACUAUAAGGAUGUCUUAGCUUGUGUCCAUGAUGGUUGUGAACCAACUACUUUGGCUAGUUAAAUUCAUGUGUCUACAAGUGUAUGUAGCAAGGAAUAAGUACCUUUUAAGUUUUCUUUUUUUGUUUUUGUUUAACCAUUUAGUAUGUGAAGCCCGCUGACCUGGCUAAUUCGAAUUCCCGUCGGGUAGGUUCACUAAAGGGGUGAAAGAGUACCUUUAUUUAUGUUGGUUCUAGAGCUAUUAGUAUUUAAAUCUUGUCUUU